CACAGCGGCCAGGAGAGGGAGGAGGAGAGUCGACAGUCAUCUGAUUCUUUUCCUGUCCCACCCUCUACCGGAGAGACGGGAAGAGCUGACGGCAAACGGGCUCAACACACUGACUUUGCGAGCGUCUCUGAGCCGCGCUAAUGAAGACGAUCGACGCGGAGCGGCAGAAACGACGCGACGCCACUGAAACAGCGAGACGCGAUCAGCCGCGCGCCUCUUUCUUCUCCAGCCGCCCAGAAAGAAGUUCCAGAACUUGAGCAGAACUUCAGAAACCGAGCAGACCCGCGAUGAUCGGUCCAGACGGAGAAACCUGACGACGCGAGCGCGUUUGGCCGCGAGUCGAAGCGGCUUUUCCUGCUAUUCUUCUUCUGAGCGCUUCCUGCUCGGACAAAACCACCAGCAGCUAAAAAUACUGAGCCCUCAAUGGAGCCCUGAGCACAGACUUCAACUCUCCAGGGCCGAUGCGUCUCCAGCCGCUUAGGGUUUUUAGAAGGAAUUGAGAUCCUGUUGAGAUGUUUUCCUCUCGUAUGUGAUGUUUUCGGGGUCAAUGCUCCUCGAGUGACUGAUUUGGCGUCUACAUGGGAAUCGAUGACUGAUGGAGACGCUUCCACCGAUGAUCCAGGCGUACAGGGUUGUGACGAACCCACCUGAACUUCACCAUCACGCUUCUUCUGAUUUCACUCAAAGCACCUUGUAAACUCUCAAUGGAGCCGCUGAAGACCAUAUUCUCCCGCGGGCCUCUGUCCACCUGGAAGAGCCUGGAUCAGACUCAGAAGGGCAACUUCACCAACCCGGUUUGGACCGCUUUGUUCGAUUACGAGGCUACGGGGAAAGAUGAACUCACGCUGCGUAAAGGGGACCUGGUGGAGGUCCUGUCUCUGGAUUCGGAGAUAUCCGGAGACGAAGGAUGGUGGGCGGGAAAGGUCAACAACAAGGUGGGAAUCUUCCCCUCCAACUACGUCUCCUUCAAGCCCAGCGGGUACGGGGAGCUGCAGGGCUCCGGUUUGGGACCGGCUGUGGUGAGCGAGCUGGAGCCGGAGACGGUGGACUUCAGCGAGCUGAGUCUGGAGGAGGUCAUCGGGGUCGGCGGGUUCGGGAAGGUCUACCGAGGGACCUGGAAGGGCGAGCUGGUGGCGGUGAAAGCGGCCCGUCAGGAUCCGGACGAGGACAUCAGUGUCACGGCCCAGAACGUCCAGAACGAAGCCAGGCUCUUCGCCAUGCUCAAGCACCCCAACAUCAUCGCACUCAUAGGUGUUUGCCUGCAGGAGCCCAACCUGUGUCUGGUCAUGGAGUACGCGUCCGGCGGCCCGCUGAGCCGCGCUCUGGCCGGACGACGGAUCCCGCCGCAUGUGCUGGUCAACUGGGCGGUGCAGAUCGCCCGAGGGAUGCAGUACCUGCACAACGAGGCCAUCGUCCCCGUCAUCCACCGAGACCUCAAGUCCAACAACAUUCUGCUGGCGGAGCCUGUGGAGAAUGACAGCAUCGAGGGCAAAACCCUGAAGAUCACAGAUUUCGGCCUGGCGCGCGAGUGGCACAAGACGACGAAGAUGAGCACCGCGGGAACCUACGCCUGGAUGGCGCCAGAGGUCAUCAAAUCAUCCACCUUCUCCAAAGGCAGCGACGUCUGGAGUUAUGGUGUGUUAUUAUGGGAGCUGUUGACUGGAGAGGUUCCUUACAGAGGAAUCGAUGGUCUGGCAGUGGCUUAUGGAGUCGCCGUGAACAAACUGACCCUUCCGAUCCCCUCCACCUGCCCCGAGCCCUUCGCCCAGCUCAUGUCCGAGUGCUGGGAUCAGGAUCCGCACCGGCGGCCAAACUUCUCCUGCAUCCUGCAGCAGCUGACGGCUCUGGAGGAGCAGGUGAUGCACGAGAUGCCACAGGACUCCUUCCAUUCGCUCCAGGAGGACUGGAAACUCGAAAUCCAGGACAUGUUUGACGAGCUGCGGGCCAAAGAGAAGGAGCUGCGGUGUCGCGAGGAGGAGCUGAAGCGUGCGGCGCUGGAGCAGAAGUCUCACGAGGAGUUCCUGCGUCAGCGCGAGCAGCAGUUAGCGCAGUGGGAGCAGGACGUGUUCGAGCGCGAGCUAUCGCUGCUCAUCCUGCACCUCAACCAGAACCAGAAACCCAAUGUCAAGAAGCGCAAGGGAACCUUCAAGAAACACAAGCUGAAGGUGAAGAACGGAGAGAAGAUCAGCAUGCCGCAGGAUUUUAUCCAUAAGAUCACGGUCCAGGCAUCUCCGUGUUUGGAGAAGAGGCGUAACUCUCCGGAUCUUGGCUCGCCGUCCAUCGGUCCGCGCUUCCGAGCGAUACAGCUGAGCCCCAGUGAGAGUAAGUGGAGCUCGGGUUGGCCGCUGGAGACUCUUCCUCUCAAGCAGACCAAUGGCGAGAGGAGAUUCACGCCUCAUCUGAGCCCCAAAAGCCCCAAGAGUCCAAAGAUCCUCCGUCUGAGUGCGCAGGAGAACAGUCUGUCAAUGAGAGCCAAACUCCUGGAGGUGGACAGUAAUGAGAGUGAGGACACCAAGGCUGAUUUUGAGGAGUACAGACCCAUCACACCAGAGUCCAGCCACAACGAGGGCUCCGAGAGCGAGGAGGGCGGCUCGUCCCCAUGCGAUUCUCCCAGACCAGACCCCCCCGAGCCGGUGUGUCGAAGGAAGAGCACACACCGCGCUCUGCUCGACAGCGCCGCCCUGCUGGCCUCCGUGGCUCUGGGCCGCUGUGUGGAGCUGCAGCACCCGCCCACUCCGCCGCCGCGAGCCUCGUCCCGGACGCACCUGCCGGAGCCUGAGGCGGUGGGGGAUCUGAUCAGCUUCAGUACGGACUCGCUGCCGCAGGGCUUUCUGGACUCGCUGAGGCCGCCGCCGCCUAACCCGCGGUACUGCCGGACUCCACACGCUAACGGAGACGGCGAGGGGCUGCCGCAGAGCGGGGAGCGCAGGAGGAGGAGCAGCUGUGGACUCAGCUCCUCACAGCUCAUCUUGGAUCUUCCGCUGUGUCAGGACACGUUUGAGGCCGAGGACAAGUCUCCGCUGCCGUUUGCCCUGUAUCCAGACCCUCGCUUGUGGAGCCCUAAAACACGGCGUCUGGAUGUCAACAUCAUCCCUCGGCCGCGACCGUCCCCCAACCGGCCCCGCAUCGACCCGUGGAGCUUCGUAUCGGCUGGCGUAACGGACAGAUCGGCCGCCAAGAGGGUCAUUAGCAGCCCCAGCAGCCCUCGCCUGGCCUACCAGCCCUCGCCCACAAACCCCUUCACAAACUGUGACCCCUUCCCUUCCCCGGACUGUGAUCCCUUCAAUCUGAAGGUCGACCCUGAUGUGAACUCGGACCACUCCUCGACCUUUGACCCCUUCUCGGCCCCGUUCCCCACCUCGCGCUCGGCGCCCUGCUCCACCAACGGCAGUCCCAAUCUGUCCCUCAGGGUGGCGCCGCUGAACCCGGCCGACUCUCCGCUCAUAGACCUGGGCUGGAUGGGCGUCAGCCGGCCGCUCGACGGCACCAAAGAGAGGGUCCAUCCUCACCGGAGCCUCGGCCUCAGUCCGUUCAGAUCUCCGGCGCCGCUCCGAGACGACCGCUUCUGAACGAUGACCCGUAAACCAGGGCUAUCCCAGCAUUGACCCAGUAUUGUUGAUGUGUCAAACGCUCGUUCUGGAGUCACUUCCUGUCUGAUUGAGUGAUCUUUCUGCGCUGUCGCAGGGUCUUAUUGGCCUCUAGUUGCGCUUAAAUACAUCCGCACUUGUUGCAUCACCUUAAUCGGUCUCAAAAGUGAUGCAGUCAGUGCUAAAAGAUUUCAAAAUGAUUGCUUGUUUCAGCACAGAUUCAUCUCUGUUGGCCAUUAAGGAUGCGUUAUUGUGCAUUCUGAGAACGUUAUGUGCUGGAGAAUCCAUUACACAUCCAGCACACUAUGAUGGCUAAAAUGAUUAGAACACUAGUAUCUUCAGCAGCUAAAAAUGGUUUGAAGUCAGUUAUUUCUAUCUUCUGCUGUAGUGUGUCAGUAGAAUAUAUCAGUUUACAUUUCCAAACAU
Molecule: messenger RNA, 4013 nt
Organism: Cyprinus carpio (common carp)
Lineage: Eukaryota; Metazoa; Chordata; Actinopteri; Cypriniformes; Cyprinidae
Product: mitogen-activated protein kinase kinase kinase 11
Biological process (GO): microtubule-based process; protein phosphorylation; positive regulation of apoptotic process
Cellular component (GO): centrosome
Molecular function (GO): protein binding; JUN kinase kinase kinase activity; ATP binding
Source: RefSeq, a predicted model, not a curated record